AUGGACAAGGUUAUAAAAAGAAAGUGACAGGUUAUUGCCAUUUAUUGAUGGAUAUCUAAAACUGGUACUUAUAUACAGAGAAAAUAUGAAUGUACUUGAACAACAUUGUGCAGUAAUAUAGAUGAUUGUCCUAAUUUGUAUUAUUGUACAGAUUCACAGCCAGGGAUAAGUCAGUGCUGCGAGAACUGGGGAUAACUCACAUUCUAAAUGCUGCCUCUGGAAAAUACAGGAUCAACACUGGACCUGAAUUCUACAAAGACCUCCAUAUCGAUUACUAUGGGGUAGAAGCAGAUGAUGAUGCAAAUUUUGACUUGAGUGUCUAUUUCCACCCAGCUGCACAGUUCAUAAGAACAGGGCUGCAAUCUAACAAGGGUAAGAUUUGUCAUAAAAUGAUCUGUGACUUAGCUACGAACUUAUUAAGGAUUGCUGAGCACCAGUCUUUGGACAGCUGAAAAUAAUCUUUUUGUUUGUAGUCUUUUUCCUGUGUCUAUCAUUAUGUACUACUUGAACAAGAAUGGUGUGAAAUGUCCAUUCCUUGCACCAUAACCAUUACAGAAUGCUGUAGUUGUUAUGGUGCUUGGAAUGUUUCUUAAACUGGUGUGAAAUGAUAUCUUAAUUAGUUAUUCUUGUUCAAGUAGUGGAUUUGGGGUUUUCAUGAGCUGUAAGCCAUAAUCAUCGCAAUUAUGACAAAUCACGGCUUGAACUAUCUUGCUUUGCAUGUAAUGAGUCUAUCUCAUAUAUUAGUUUCCCCUUUUAUGUUGCAUUACUGAAAUAAAGUAACUUUUGCACGAUAUUCAAAUUUUUCGAGUAUCACCUGUACAAUAUGUAGCUAAAACACAAAUAUAAAAAAGUCCAAAUUCUACAUAUUAUAUUUGUGUUUUUGCUACACAUUGUAUUAUCUCUUGCUAUAGGAUUUUGGCGCAGCCCUUAUUUCUUCUUGUUUUUUAAUCAUUCUUUCUGUAUUUUAAAAGGGAUUUGAGGGAAUUUUAGGGUUUCUGCCCAUUUGUUAAUUAGCGCUUACUCUUUUCUCCUGUUGUAUGUAUAUAUAUAUAUAUAUACAUAUAUAUAUAUAUAUAUAUAUAACUGAUGAUGUACAUUGUGAGGUGGUAAGUACAUUUUAGGCCUGGCUGGUAGCUCAGGACAUUACAUUUUAAGCCUUGGUCUAACCUAAGUAUCUUUUUUUAAUUUUUUAUUUUUGUUGUGAAUAGGAAUUACAGCAGUGCUUGUGUAGCCACAGUAGCUUUCACAAGCGCGGUUUUCAUUGGAUGUAACAUAAACUCGCCUUGUGUCCAUGGAGCCUCCCAGACACGGUGGUUGGCUCAGGGGCCCGUGGGUUCUCCCUGUCCCGGGUGUCCCCACGGGUGUAUGGACGGCAUGGGGUAAACCCCUGAUGGGCUCACAGCCCAGAAGGAUGUCGGGUAGUCAGGACAGCAGCUUUGUAUGCCCUUUUGAUGGGAGAUGCUGGUUUGGGUUUUGAUUUGGGUUUACAGGCUUACUUCUGCUCUUGCGCUGGUAGGCCCAUGUUGCUCUGUUUGGGUUGUGGCUCGGCGGCCCUCUUGGUAGAGCCAUGCUUGUUGCUUUUAUGAUUCUUGCUUAUCUGUGGUGAGGCUGUCGGUUUCAUUUUGGCCUCCAGCUUGCACCAGAAAUUGUCGAAGAUUGCUUCUAGUCUUUGCUGGGUCCAAUGCUGUGGGUCUGUAGGCUCGGGGGAACGCGUGGCGUCCGCCAUGUUGGGUGCAGCGUCGUGUUGCAUACUUCCCCCUCUGCUCCCGUUCCAGUCUCAAUUUGUCUCUCAGGUGUGGACCACGAUCACCCCCGACGGUCCAGAGGGGGGAGUAACGGGGUUCCUGCUUGCGCUAUGUCAGCAUCUCGAGGCACCGGACCGGGGGAUCGGCCGCCUCUCCCGCUCUACGGUCGCCAGGCCUCAUGGCGCAAGUCGGUCUGCCAGCCGGCCUCAGAGUGAGUGCCCUUUCGUGAGUCAGGUGAGACUAUUUGGGUUGCCAUUUUUUAAGUUUCUAGGGCUGAAAAGUCGUAUUUCCUAUUUCCUGAGGAGCUCUGCAGUGGCACAUUUAUCUUCUGUGGUGGUCAGGCCCGCCGCCCUUUUGCCAAUAUUUUAAUGAUAAUAAAAUAAAAUAUGAAAUAAAUAUACCCACUUAUAAUUUCCAGAAUCUUCAAUUUCAAAUAUUACACAUGCAGCUGUUUGUAUCACAAUUGUGUCUCCAAUAAUGGUUUUGUUAAUACUAUGAAUUCAUUAUUUAUGUGAUGAAGAAGAGGUUAAGUAACGUAGGGAGUCAACUGCAUAUAUAAAGUCACGCACUGAAAACUGACCUGGGACUUCACCUGUCUGCAUAGAGACAUACUGUGUUUUGUUUCAUUCUGAUAUGCUAUUAAUAUUACCUAGUUUAAUAGCCAGUUGAAACAUGUUAAAUAAACAACAUGGUGUAUGGGGCACAGAGCCAAGAUCUGUUAAAUAAAAGUGACCUUGACAGAUAUGUCCCUGCAGAUCACUCUAUGCAGUAUGUAUAAGUUGUAACUGGGAACCAAUAAAAUUGCUACUUAAGAAAAAUCUGAAUUUCUGGCCAAAGAUGACUGCUAUGAAGUUUGGACCGUUAUGCCUGCGUAUGGUCAUUUGCAGGUUGAGCUGGGAAUUCUGGGAAAAUUAUGGAAACAUUAAAGAAAUACUUCACCCAAAGUUACCUUUUGCCCAAGACUCCACUUGAAAUAAGAAGAUGAUGCACAACAGUUAAUUUAUACCUAGUCUUUACUCCACUAUAGUGAAGAAAUUAAGGUGUUAAUUACAAUCUUUUCUUUUUUUAUAAUUAUCAAUAAUGGCGGAUGAUGAGCUAUUAUCAGUAUUGACACAAUCACAAUCUCAUCACUACAAUACCUUUCAACAACUCUUUUAUCCUUACUGAUUCAGUGUAAAGGGCCCUAUAUUUUUACAUUUUCUGUUUGUUUAGCUCAGUGGAGCUAAACUCAAGAGGAAGACAAAGACUUCUCAUUGUACUGCACCAGGAAGUCUGUGAUUGGACAGCCCUGGAGAAGAAGAGGAGGGCUUGCAAAUGAAGCAGACAAGGGAUCUGCAGCUUUUGCAAGAUGUUUUUAUAUAUACCUCUAAUCAAAAGAAAUGCAUGAUUAAAUGCAGGCACGUCUUCAUUGGGGUUAUCUACUACAAAGUUAUUUUUACUUCUUUAUUUGUAUUUGAGCAGAGGAGGGUCCCUUCAAGCAAUCACAAUCCUUCCAAAUAAACGUUACUAAUAAAUAAAAAAAAAUCUAACAUUUAAAGAAUUGAGUACCAACAAUCAUUUAGUAAUCAAUUUAAAAUCUGACAUGAAACCAAGAAUUAGAGGAUGUAUUUAUACUUUACCUAUAUCCCAGCAACAGUCACAUUAGAAGACUGUGGGGUGUUUUCUGUAUACUUAGCCUGUGUGUAGAGCGAGUGACAAUACAAUUAGCUCUUAAUAAGCUCCAUCAUGUUGUCUCUUCCUUAUCAUUACAGGGAAGGUGCUUGUGCACUGUGCAAUGGGGAUUAGCCGAGCUGCUUCCAUUGUCCUGGCUUUCCUAAUGAUAUCAGAGGGUCUUACUCUGGUCGAUGCUCUUAGAACUGUAGGUGAACACCGAGAUAUCUUCCCCAACCAUGGCUUCCUUGAACAACUUCGACAGCUCGAUAUUAAAUUGGAGAACAAGAAAGGAUCUCGGAUAUAAGACUUAAUAAUCAAACCGUGCCAACCAGCAACGGGAACUUUUUAUCCAAAACCAUGGACAAUUUGGCAGAAAAACACAUAAGAUUUGCUUCUUGAGUGUUAGACUGAAUUAAAAAGGGUCAAACAGCUAAUAUAUCAGUUUCACGUUUUUUGCAGACUUUAAAUGAUAACUACAUAAAAGCCGGCAUAUUUUUUCAGAGUGUCAGCAGUAAUAUUUUAAGAGCUAUGGAUGGUUUCUGAGGUUUGUCAAGUCUUGAAAUAUACACACACAUACAAUAACAAUAAAGAACUUUAUUGAAGAUUUUUUUUUAAAAUAAAUUCACCUCGUCAACACUGGUGAGUGCUCCAUGUUUUAUAUUUAAGAUUUGUUGUAUGUCUUCGGGUGGCACAUUAACCAAGUUACUUUGAAAUUGGAUAAAGAAGAGUAUCUGUAUUUUGUGCAGGAAAACAGACAUACAUGUACAGAUGGCACUUUCA
This is a messenger RNA of Pelobates cultripes (western spadefoot toad), 4178 nucleotides long. NCBI's taxonomy places the organism in Eukaryota, Metazoa, Chordata, Amphibia, Anura, Pelobatidae. The record is from the annotation of a GenBank genome assembly.